This is a messenger RNA of Bursaphelenchus okinawaensis, 2156 nucleotides long. NCBI's taxonomy places the organism in Eukaryota, Metazoa, Nematoda, Chromadorea, Rhabditida, Aphelenchoididae. The record is from the annotation of a GenBank genome assembly.
AUGUAUUACCUGAUAGUGGCUCUUCUGUGUGUUUAUCUUACCUAUCACUUCUACUGGAAACGUAGGAAUCUUCCCUCAGGGCCUGUCCCUGUUCCUUUGUUCGGAAACCUUUUGGCAUUCAUAGGCAAUGACCCAGUAGAUGUAUUCAUACAGUGGAAGAAGAAGUACGGCGACAUCUACACGUACUGGCAAGGCAACACUCCCAUCGUAACUUUCAACAGUACACCUACAAUAACAGAAGCAUUUGUGGGUAACUCUGAAGUCACGAGUAGCCGCUACUGUUUUCACGAGUUUAACGAUUACUGUAGGUGCGGUAAUGGUGGCAUUAUAUUUCAAAGCGGGCUAAAAUGGAAGGAACAAAGGCGGUUUGCUUUGAAGGUGUUCAGAAACUUUGGCAUGGGCAAGAAUCUGAUGCAACAAAAAGUAAAGCACCUAACAUCUACUUUUACAUAUAUCAAAUCGUAUUUUACAAAUGUUAAAUAUUGGAUUACCAUAGACUUGAUGUCUCAUAAUUUUGUAUUUGUAGAUCUUAGAAGUUGUGAAUCCACUCUUAACCGACUACAAACAGAACCCAGCGCAAAAUAAUGUAAACAACAGUAUCAGCAGGGCUAUUGGGUCUGUUAUCAACUCGAUUCUCUUUGGCUACACCUUUGAAGGCAAGCAUUCUGAAGAGUACGAUAGGUUAGAAGCCAUGGCCAAGGUCCAUAUAGAGGCGCUUGGCCACCCUUUCACUCUGAUAUCUCUACAGAAUCCAAAGUUUAUGGCCAAAGUCCCGUUCAUUGGCCAGAGAAUCAGAGAAGUGAGAGAGAGUGCUCAGAACCUGAAGGCCUUCUUUCAUUCUCAGAUCGUGCGACAUCGACAGGAGAUACAGUUUGACACUGACCAAGAAUCCCACGAUUACACAGAGGAGUACUUCAGAGAGCAGCGGAAGCGACAAGAGAACGGCGACAACGACAGCUUCAGGUAAUUUUAAAAAGUUUUAAGUACGUAUUGUAUGCAUCUUUGAAAAACUUCAGAGGUACUUACAGUUUAGUUAUGGUUUAUUCGUUUCUCAGAACUACAAGACUUUAUUUACUAUUGCACUUUACUGCGUAGUUUCCAAAGAUCACUUUUGAUUUCUUGCUAACUGAACUUGUUGUCUACUUCAGUGACCAAUGUCUAUAUACGUUGUGCUACGAUCUAUGGUUGGCAGGUCAAGAGACGACGAGUAAUACCAUUAAUUGGGGAUUAGCCUACCUUUCCAACCUACCCCAUAUACAAGAUACGAUACACAGAGAGUUGGAUACUGUAGUCGGCUCUGACAGAACUAUUACUUUGAGCGAUAAACCAGGAUUAACGUAUCUCUGUGCUACAAUUAACGUAAGUGCCUUUUAUAUGAAAACAAAUAUAUUGUUGUUGAUACUUUUUGAAAGUUCGGUUUGUUUUUAUUUAGUUACAGUAAUUUAUUGUAGGAAACUCAGAGAAUAGCCAAUCUAUUACCGCAGAAUAUUUGGCGACGUGUUGAUGAAGAUGUUACGGUAAACAAUACUACGGUAAAGAAGGGAACCUGUAUCAUUCCGCAAAUAUCAGCUGUUUUGUACGAUGACAAUGUAAGCUAGACUUUUUGACAUUGCAAUGUAUUGUACUAAUAAAACAACUUAUGUUUACUGCCUUUCAAGAUUUGGUUAAUUUACACUAUAGACAAUACUUUGUCUUUCAGGUAUACAAAGACCCCAAAACUUUCAAUCCGAAUCGAUUCCUGGAUCAGAAAGGUCAAGUGAAAGUAGACGACAACUUUAUGCCAUUUUCAAUUGGACGUCGAAGUUGUUUGGGAGAAAGUUUGGCUAAAAUGGAACUUUUUCUCUUUAUGGCCAACAUCUUGAACUGUUUCAAGGUAGGGUUUUGUUUGUUUAAAUUAUUCACUGAAAAUUUUUUUAAUUUGAAACAGUCAAACUUUAAGACGGCAUUUCUAGUUUUAAGAAUAAGACUACAAAGUUAAAAUGUUAUGUGAAGCUGUUUUAAAAAUUUAUAGCUUUAAGUCUAAAGCAAACAAGACUUAUGAGUAGUAAUAUUUAUAGAUAUCAUCGGAGGACGGUAUUCCAAUAAACGUAGAACGACGGUUAGGAGUGACGGUCCAAAUGGACACCUUUAACUUAAAAUUUACUCCGCGACAUUGA